AUGAUCGACCGAGACACAGAAACCUCACUGCGAUAUCUUCGUGAAGUGAUUCGAAGUGGGAAAACGGAGAUUAUUCCCUCCUCCGCUCAAGCCGUCUUAAACAGUCUUGCCAACAGCAAAUGCUGUCGAGAUCCGGGUCUACAGGAUGCUUUGAUAAACUUGCUGAAAUUUGUCGAUCAUCAUGUGGAUGUACAAUCAACAUCGAAACUUGAUCAACCUGAAGGGAUGCGGCUCGUUGAUGAGCUGCAAAAAGAACUACUCUCUUCUCGAAGUCGACCACAACCAGAAGAAUCAAUCUCCUCAUAUGAAGUGGAAGAGCCGGAUGAAGGCAUUGGAAGCACUGUCUCCAACGCGAGUACUGGCCCCGAUCCUGGCCUUGAUGAACUACUCACACAGCUAAAUUUAAGACAAGUGGCCAAAUUUGAGCCAAAAUUCCCUGAAAUGAACGGAGAAUCCGAGGAGGAAGAUGGAGGAGUGCUGACAGAAGAAAGAAAAGAGGAAAGAGCAGAGAAACAUGGGCAAAAGACUUGCGAAGAAGAAGUGGAGACAUUACCCGAUGGGACAGAGGUCAGGAGGAAGAAGACAAGAACGGUGAACAUGUCACAAAGUAGUCGACAGGUAACAAUCAGCACACGUGGCGGUGGAGUUCCAUGUGUUUCGCGGCGUUUCAUUGAUGGAAACCAUUCGAUGAAUGACGACACCGACUUUGAGACAACCGAUUUCUUCACUUCCCCAUUGUCAAGUUUUAGAAUGAAGCGUGACCGGGCAAAUUUUCUCAAUCCCGAGCAAUCAAUCGGUUUUGAAUCGACAUCAAGUGAACCCGGGCAAUCUCAAAAAACAAAGACCGUCGAAGCGACGAGUGAAGUGACACAAAGUGUUGCUCAAAAGACGCAAAAGAAUGGACGAGUGCUGGCGGAGAAUGCGGCUCACAAAAUCGAUACCACGGAAUUGAAUGCUCGACAAAUUGACACAUUCAAGGGCAAGCAGCUAACGGAUCGAAAAGGUGAUGGCACAUAUGAGGAGGCGACAAUAUUUCGCGGUGACGUUCCAACCAAAAAGGAUCCGAAUGCCGAUGAAUUUCUGAGAGGGACAACACUGGCGACAUAUGUGCGAUUGAACGACAGUUUACGCCUUCACGAGGAGCAAUUCCGCAAGAAACUCACCCUUCGAAUUCUCAUCGUCUGG
Messenger RNA from Mesorhabditis belari, 1185 nucleotides. The record is from the annotation of a GenBank genome assembly. NCBI's taxonomy places the organism in Eukaryota, Metazoa, Nematoda, Chromadorea, Rhabditida, Rhabditidae.